GUAAAUUUAAAAUAGUUGUUAAUAGCUGUAAGUCUAUUAACAAGAAUGUUUAAUGAGUUUCUUGAAACGAUAGUUAAUUCGUUAACGAUCACGUUGUCUGUCGUUAGCUGAUGGUUACGAAUCCUUUCUAUUGUCUCCUUAAUGACUUCUCAUUUCUAAAUAACUUUUAUCCUCAUAUUUAACUGAUUCACUAUUAUUAUUAUUUAUUUUUCUCUAAACACAAUCACUUCGUAGUUCGUACUUCAUAUUGUUCCCGUCCGUGUGUACCUUCGGCCGCCUCUCUCCGUCUCCCUCUCUCCCUAUAGCUCAGUCUCUGUCUCUCGUGAAGUGUGUAUGGGUGCAGUAGACUCUGUGCCGUAUAAGUAUCGUAGUAAGGUCUGUAUUUGAGUGGGCGGGGUCUAAGCGACAGCUGACGGCCGGCUCCAGGAGCGUGUUGUGUGGAGCGAGGAGCGUCAGUCGGCCGCGAGCCUUCGUCGGGAACGGACGUCGGCCGUGUGGAAGUGUAGUAAACGAAAGACGAGCGCGAGUGACAUGAACUGACGGCUAGUCGAGCUCAGAGUUCGUCGGUCCGUUGUGAUAUCUGCAAGCCUUAUAAAUGAUGGGAGUGAGCGAUUGCGUUAGCCUGAGGCAGGCCAGGGGCGCCUGCCACUGUCCCGCCUGUCCGCGGGGCUCCGCUCACGGCCCCCGCCUGCCGCCGCAGACCCUCGUGCUACCGCCCAUGGCGCUAGAGCCGGACACCACGCCCGUCAAAGACAAGAAGGGCUCCAAGAUGAAGGUCCUCAAAAAGAUCAAGAAGAAGAUCGGAUUAGCUCCUCGCUCCUCCUGUUCGGGCGGAGCGCCCAACAACCUUCCCCCGCUGAGUUUCCACUCCGUCCACGGUGAGAACGUCCGCGUGUCCCGGGAUGGCAGCACGGCCCGCCGGGUGGAGUCCUUCUGCAAGGGAGUCGCCUUCAGCGCCAGGCCCGUGCGAGUCAAUGAGAAGGUGUGCAUCCGUUUCGUGGAGAUCUCGAACAGCUGGAGCGGGGUGAUACGUUUCGGGUUCACGGGUCACGACCCCGCGACCCUCGCGCACGCGCUGCCCAAGUACGCCUGCCCCGACCUCACCAACAAGCCUGGCAACUGGGCCAAGGCUCUGGGGGAGAGGUUCUGUGAGAAGGACAACGUGCUGUACUACUACGUGAACAGCGCCGGGGACGUGCUGUUCGGAGUCAACGGAGAGGACAAGGGACUGUUCUUCUCCGGAGUCGACACCCGGAGUCCGCUGUGGGCCUUGAUAGACGUGUACGGCAACUGUACGGCCGUGCAGUUCGCGGACCCGCGGGCGCCCGGCCAGCCCAGGAGGUGUGCCCACACCCCCGUGGACGAUGACAGCCUGGUCGGCGGCAUGAGGGCGCUCGCCGUGGACGAGGCGCUCCCCCCGCCCAGACACCAGAACCCCCUGGUGCCGCUCACCCUGCACAGGACCAGGGGCAGGAACGUGCACUACGUCAACGACCGGGGCAUCGCCGCCCGCGCCGAGGCCGAGUUCUGUCAGGGUUACGUGUUCACGGCGCGGCCCAUGAGGCCCGGACAGACCAUCGUCGUCCAGAUCUUGGCCACGGAGGCGGCUUACGCCGGCAGCCUGGCGAUAGGCCUCACGUCCUGCGACCCCGCGCUGCUCACGCAGGACGCGCUGCCGGACGACGCCGACCAGCUGCUGGACCGCCCGGAGUACUGGGUGCUGAAGAGAGACGCCGCUGCCGGCCUGCGCCGACAUGACGAGCUGGCCGUCACUCUCUCCGGCGACGGGGAAGUGCGCCUGGCCAGGAACGGCGCGCCGCCCGCCACCGUCAUGCACGUGGACCACACGCUGCGCCUGUGGGCCUUCGUCGACAUCUACGGCGCCACGCAGAGAGUACGCCUGCUCAGCACGGCCGCCGCGCCCUCCCCGUCCGCCCAGGGCUCCGCGCCGGCCGUGCGCGUGCUGGGCGCGGCGCCCGGCGGGACCGUGCUGGUGGUCAGCUUGCCGCCGCAGCAGCAGCAACACCAGCAGCAGCCGCUAACCCUCGCCAGCGCUCACUACAUAGAGCCGCUCCAGUCGUCCCAGCUGUGUGUGUCGGGUCUGCAGCAGGCGGCCGCCCCCUACCGCCGCGACCACUGCGCCUCCAGCUCUCAAAACAGCUGCAACGAGCAGCUGACCCUCCCCGGCGGGGCCGCAGAGCGUCUCCAGCCCCUCCAGCAGCUGCAGCCGCUCCCGUCCACCAGCCGCCAGUACUCCAUGCUGGAGGGCAACCUGACCGGGGCGGAGUGCACGAUAUGCUUCGAGAACCCCGUGGACAGCGUGCUCUACAUGUGCGGUCACAUGUGCAUGUGUUACCGCUGCGCCGUCCAGCAGUGGCGGGGGAAGGGCGGCGGCCAGUGUCCGCUGUGCCGGGCGCAGAUAAAGGACGUCAUCCGCACCUACAAGUCCUGAUCUGACACGUGACAGCUGACAGCUGACAGGUGACAGCCGCCAGCUGCCAGCGGACGCACUAUGCCAAAAACAAAGGAAUUAUCGUACUAUUCUUCUAAUAUAUUCGUUAAGUGUAGACCCAAAAAGCUAUGUAUAUAUAUGUGUUAGUAUUUAUGUUGGAGUGUAGAGAGCUGUCCGUGUGUGAGGUGUGCGAGGAGGGAUGUGGAGGUGUGACCCAAUGAUUCUUUAUAAAAAUAUUAUUAUUGUAUCUGACGUUAUUCAAUAAGGGAAGUGUGUUAGGGAGUAGUGUUGCUAGGUGUGUAGUGUUCCUGUCCCGUGCCAGGGCACUCGGGCUGCAUCUUAACAUGAGAUACGUCCAUACAUGUACAGACCUCCGGGUGAUAGUUGUGAUGCAUUUAUUAUAUAUAAUGAGUUCCUGUGAUGUCAAGCGCUGAGCUCACUCACAGCAGAGUUCCUCGUUUAGUGUGCCAGCUAAGCCAUAGGAGCCCGCAGUGGGCCGGCCGCUUCACAUCCCGGUCACCUGCUCAAUGUGUCCCGGCAUAUCAUUGUUCCAUACAUAUCUGUUUUGAAUGCAUUCCUUUAUAUGAUAAGUGUACAUCACAGAGCAGCCGCUGCCUUGUGUCCUAGACCUAAGUGAGACCUUUAAUACCAAAACACCGACCAGUUUCAUCAAAGCCAAACAUUAAUGUAUAUAAUCUAUGUUUAUUUUGUGAAUUCUGUAAUUUUGGACAUUGUUUUUUUUUUAAUGAUUAUUUUAAUUUAUAAUGUGUUUUUAUUAAGUGAUGUUGUCGCUCGGUACAGUCUUCUAGUCCCUAGUAAUUUAUGUUUAAAUCCUUUUUUUUUUAUAUUAAUUGAUUUGAAUGUCGGAGUUAAUAUAAGUUUAACAUUAAAAUGGUUAUCGACAGUU
Molecule: messenger RNA, 3359 nt
Organism: Danaus plexippus (monarch butterfly)
Lineage: Eukaryota; Metazoa; Arthropoda; Insecta; Lepidoptera; Nymphalidae
Gene: neur
Product: protein neuralized
Exons: 4
Coding region: 596-2452 (618 amino acids)
Molecular function (GO): ubiquitin protein ligase activity
Source: RefSeq, a predicted model, not a curated record